AUGAACGUAUUUUUUCCAGUGCCAGUGUCCUUAGACAAUUCUGGAAGGGACUUUCUUGUUAUGUUCAUGGAGAACAAUGUAGAGCAGCCACAGAACUUUCCUUUAGAACUCUUUAUAACCACUGAAAGAUCCAUAGCUGACGUGACUGUCGUCAGUCCAAUAUUUUUUACUCCUGGUGGCGAACCCGUGGUGUCAACUACAAUACAAGUGCGCCGACACGAAAUAAAAUUAGUGAAUAUUUCAAAUAGUCUUCGUAUGUCACAGACUCGGAUUGGGUCGAAGGGAAUUGUUAUUGCUUCCACUGAUGACAUUGUCGUGUAUGGGGUCAAUAAAGAGAGAUUCUCCAACGACGCCUUCUUGGCUCUGCCCGUAAAGGUUCUGGGCCAGGAGUACUACAUUGUCACCUAUUAUCCGCCGGAGAAUCUCUGUCAGGCAGGGAUUGUGGCUUCUGAAGAUGACACUGACGUGGUUAUCCAGUUCCCCAGCCCUGGCUCCGGUUUAUCCGUGGUGUACAACGGUCGCAACUAUAGUAACGGUGACACAUUAACAUUAACUCUUAACCAGUAUGAGACCUUCCAGUUCCAAAGUAAAGGAGACCUGACCGGUGCCAGAAUCCUUGCAAGCAAAAAGAUCGCAGUAUUCAGUGGGAACAUAAGGUCCAACGUCGGAACCGGAGUUUCACGAGACCAUCUGGUUGAGCAAUUGCCUCCAGCUAAUACUUGGGGUAUGCGCUUUGCCACGGUGCCCAUUCCUAAUCGUACCACGGGGGACGUCUUCAAGAUCGUUGCCGGCAAGGACAACGCCCAGGUGAAUAUCACAGGGCAGGACCCUGUCAGGUUAAGACGAGCGGGGGACUAUUUCGAAGUGACUCUUCCAUCAAACCAGUACUCCCUGAUCACAUCUUCCCAGCCCAUCCUAGUGGUACAGAUUGUGUACAGCCAGCUGUCAUUCAGCGAACCGGCCGAUCCUUCCCUGAUCAUCGUUCCACCUACAGAGCAGUACAUGUCCGAGUAUUCCUUCGCCACCACCUUAUAUUCCGGUGGUAUCACAGGCGGAGAAUACACGAACUAUUUUAUGAUGGUGGUAGACUCUGAAAACCGAGACAACGUACUGCUGGAUGGGUCCCCUAUUCAAGGUGUUACCUGGAAUGCUAUUCCUGGAACUAACUUCGUCGGAGGGUACAUCACAGUAGCACCUGGGGCACACAACUUAAGGCUUAGCCAGACUUCCGGGACAUUCAUGGGUCUAUUGUAUGGCACAGCUGACAGAGAGUCGUAUGGAUUUCCUGUAGGAAUGAACCUCAGAUCAAUUCAGAACGUAUGCCUGCAACCUUUCCAAGUACCAGGAGAUGGCAUUGACAAUGACUGUGAUGGACAGACUGACGAGGAAACGUGCGACGGUUUAGAUGAUGAUAAUGAUGGUAGAACAGACGAAGACUGUCGUACAUCGUCAGACACUGGCGGCAAAGAAUUCCUCAUCAUGUUCAUGGAGAACAUUGUGGAAAACCCACGUAACUUUGACCUUGAAGUCUUUGUGACCACAUCUUUCAGCGUCCCUGUCCAGGUUAAUUUGACAACCCCAGCGUGGACCAACCCCAGUGUUUCUCACUCUGUUAUUGUUAAUCCCAGAGAAGUUGUAAAGCUUGGUAUAAGCCAUCUUCUUCGACAGACUGAUACCAGCAAAUCGACCAAAGCCAUCUUAAUCGAGGCCUCAAAUGAAAUAGUAGUCUACGGUACAAAUAAGGAGCUUUUCUCCAAUGAUGGGUUUUUGGCUUUACCUGUAGAUUCUCUCGGCACCGAAUAUUACACGGUGUCUUACGCCCCAGCCAAUUUGUACACCGAAUUUGGUAUCGUAGGCGUAUAUGAUAACACUUUGAUUACUAUAAAAUUUCCGUCACCAAAUGGCAUUCCCGUGAGCGUAACGUAUAACGGGAUAACUUACGGCAAUGGGGACAUUCUGCAGAUUACUUUGAAUAGGUACGAUACCUUUCAAGUCCAAAGCAAGGGCGAUUUAACUGGAACCAGAAUUGUCGCCAGCCAGAAGGUGGCCGUGUUCAGCGGUAACGUGAGGACAAAUGUUGGUAGAGGCACCGCAUCAAGAGACCAUUUGGUUGAGCAACUUCCGCCGGCUCGAUCUUGGGGCAAGCAGUUCGCCACGGUGCCCAUCCCGAAACGGACAACAGGUGACUACUUCAGAUUCGUUGCUUCACAGAACAACACCCAGGUCAACAUUAACGGUGCUGGAACGUCUUUCACUUUAAACCAGGGCGAGUUCAGAGAACUUCUAAUCCCGUCUGGUUUUAACAUCUACAUUACUUCCACUGAGCCCAUCGUGGUUGUCCAGUUCGUGUACAGCCAAGAAAGUGACGAUUCCUUAGAAGUUGCCGACCCCUCCAUGAUUCUUGUCCCACCAAUAGAACAAUACGCAAUUGAGUACAACUUCGCAACAGACCAGUACUCGGGAGGUGUGGUCGGAGGGGAUUACAUCCACUACUUCCUGAUGGCUGUUAGGGCUGGUGACCGUGCUGGGUUACGCCUAGACGGAAACCCUUUACCAGACACCCUGGUAUGGACCCCUAUUGGCAACAGUGGCCUGGUGGGGACAGCAAUGAAUAUCUCGAGUGGUUCACACUCUCUCAGACACGUGAAUGGGGAUGUCACCUUCAUGGGUUUGCUGUAUGGCACCGCAGACCGAGAGAGCUAUGGUUUCCCAGUUGGUAUGAGGCUUGAGUCUAUUGUACCGCCUUGUAGUGCCCCUGCCAUGGUCCCUGGCGAUGGCGUUGAUAACGACUGUGAUGGGACCAUUGACGAAGAACAAUGCGACGGGUUAGAUCAAGAUCUGGAUGGAAAAAUAGACGAGGAUUGUGCAGCCGCCCAAGAUGCUGGAGGAAAAGAAUUCUUAGUCAUGUUCAUGGAAAACAAAGUAGAGGAUCCGAGGGGGUACGCUUUGGAAGUUUUCGUCACCACGUCCUUUAAUGUCAGCGCCAAAGUGGAAGUGAGUACUCCUCUGUGGAAUACCCCAACUGUCCUAGAGACAUUUACCCUUAAUCCACGUGAAGUACGACUCGUUAACAUUUCCAACGCUCUUAGAAUGAUAGAAACUGGAAAGUCGACUAAAUCUGUUCUCAUUGAAUCGGACAACGAGGUUGUGGUCUAUGGCGUUAAUAAGGAGCUUUUUUCAAGCGAUGCCUUCUUAGCUCUUCCAACGGACGUUUUAGGUACAGAAUAUUACACCAUCCACUACUCACCUCCCGAGAAUAUGUGUGAGUUUGGGAUCGUUGGCGUCCACAAUGGCACCGUCGUCAACAUCACCCUCCCCCCGCUCCCAGGCACAGCUGCGACUGUCACUUACAACGGGCAGACCUUUGGCAAUGGGCAGACCAUUUCAAUUAUUUUGGACCGCUACCACACUUUCCAGGGCCAGAGUAGGGGAGAUCUCACUGGGACACGCAUUGUCGCCUCAAGACCGGUUGCCGUUUUUAGUGGUAACGUCAGGACAAAUGUUGGCACUGGCACAUCAUCCCGUGACCAUCUCGUGGAACAAAUCCCUCCUGUUCAGUCCUGGGGUUACGAGUUUGUCACUGUCCCGACACCAAAUCGCACAGUUGGUGACCUCAUCCGAGUGAUGGCAAGUAGCGACAAUACCCAUGUGACAAUCACCGGAGUCACUUUCUUCAAUCUUGAUGCUGGUAAAUUUAGACAGAUCGACAUCCCAUCAACCCUUUACGCAAGGAUCUCAGCAGACAAACCCGUGCUGGUUGUGCAGAUAGUCUACAGCCAGUUCAGCCUGGCCGAACCCGCAGAUCCGUCAAUGACCAUACUACCACCAAGUGAACAAUGGGCUUCGGAAUACAACUUCGCAACUACAAAGUAUUCCGGAGGAGUUACAGGCGGCGACUACAUGCACUUCUUCUCCAUUGCUGUCAAAGAUGCUGACAAGGCCGGUCUUCUGUUGGAUGAUGUGCUGUUGUCCACUGCUUUCCCAAAUAUACGUUGGAACCCGAUCUUUGGGACAGAUUAUGUUGGUGCUUCGGUUGUGGUGCCCUCUGGUGCACAUAACGUCCGACACCAGUCUAGGCAGACGACCUUCAUGGGUCUUCUCUAUGGCACUGCUGAUAGAGAGAGUUACGGCUUCCCAGUCGGCAUGAAUCUGGCUACAAUUGUACCAACACCAGCUCCAACGACAACUACCAGCACCGCUACAACAACGACAACGACCACCACCACCACCACCAGUACAACUACUACGUCUACCACCAGUGCCACAACAACAACUACAGCUGCGCCUACCACCACCACCACUUCUACUGCUGCGCCAACAACAAUAGCCACUACGCCAUCAACGGUUAUUGACUAUAGUGGAGGCACUGAAUUCAUCAUUGUAUACAUGGAUAAUUUUGUUGAAAAUCCUGCCGGCUAUGCCUUGGAACUCUUCAUGACCAGUCUUACCAAUGCCCCUGUGCUCGUCAACGUGACUACGCCGGGGUUCUUCAACCCGAGUGUUAGCCUCAGUCAAAUGCUUCCAGCAGGAGAAGUGAAAAAGUUCGAAGUCAACCCUCAGUUGAGGAUGUCUGGCACAUCUAUGGGUAGAAAAGCCAUCUAUAUUCAAGCCUCGAGCGAUGUGGUUGUGUACGGCAUCAACAAGGAAUUGUUCUCAAAUGAUGGGUUUUUGGCGUUGCCUAUCAGCGUUCUUGGGAGCUUGUACUACACCGUCAGCUACGCACCUCCGAAAAAUGCUGCACAGUUUGCUGUUGCUGCUAUAGAAAAUGGCACUGUCGUCAACAUUAACCUCCCAACAAGCACUUCACCAGUAAGUGUUACAUACAAUGGCCGCACUUAUCAAAAUGGCGACGUUCUUACACUUGAAAUGAAUCGUUUCGACACAUUUCAAGCUCAGAGCGUUGGCGAUUUGACAGGCACAAGAAUUGCAUCGUCUAAACCAGUUGCUGUCUUCAGUGGUAACAUACGAACAGACGUCGGCGAGGGUAUCUCACGCGACCAUCUCGUAGAACACCUUCCACCUGUAAGGUCUUGGGGGAAGGACUUCUACACAGUGCCCAUACCAGGACGUACCAUUGGGGACCAUUUCCGCAUUGUAUCAAGUAGUGACAACACCGUUGUCAGCCUUACAGGGUUUCCUGAUAUCACUCUGAACCGUGCUGGAGAUUUUGUCAACGUGACCAUUCCAUCAAACGCUUACACCCACAUCGUGGCCACCAAACCAGUAUUAGUCGUGCAGAUUGUUCAGAGCCAGCUUACUGCAAGCGAGCCUGCCGAUCCCUCCAUGAUAAUCAUCCCGCCUGUAGAACAGUAUGCUAAGAAGUACACUUUCGCUACUGCACAGUAUUCGGGCGGUGUCACUGGCGGGGAUUAUGUCAACUAUUUCCUGAUCGUCGUGGAAGAUUCUCAGAAGGAUGGCCUCAGACUUGAUGGUGCCCCUCUAGCAGGGGUCACCUGGAGUCCUAUCCCUGGAACGUCUUAUUCUGGUACAUCUGUACAAGUCAGCUCAGGCCAGCACGUCGUAGAGCACAAUAAUACAAAUGUCCCCUUCAUGGGUCUACUCUAUGGUACAGCAGACAGAGAGACAUAUGGGUUCCCCGUUGGAAUGCUGCUGGCUAAAAUAACAAAGGAAUGUAACCAGCCCACAAUGGUUCCUGGGGACAACUUGGAUAACGACUGUGACGGUUUAAUAGACGAGGAAGAAUGUAAUGGGCUAGAUGACGACGAGGAUGGUAGCAUUGAUGAAGACUGUCAAGGUAUAGAAGACACCGGUGGUCGUGAGUUUCUUGUUAUGUAUAUGGAAAACAUCGUUGAAAAUCCUCAAGGCUUCCCGCUUGAAUUAUAUAUUACAACAUCCCAUAAUGUCCCCGUUCAAGUAAACAUUACAACACCGAAAUGGAACAGCCCCGCUGUUAGCCUGUCCACAACCAUUAAUCCGAGAGAAGUCACUAACUUCACAAUCUCUAGAAACUUGCGAAUGGCGGGGACCAGUCUUUCCACCAAAGCAAUUUUGAUUCAGUCCAAUUACGAGGUGGUCGUGUAUGGUGUUAACAAGGAACUUUUCUCCAACGAUGCCUUCUUAGCCAUACCGGUGGAUGCCCUUGGUCGCGAGUACUACACCGUGUCUUAUUCCCCUCCUGAAAUUAUGACCGAAUUCGGCAUCAUUGGUGUCUAUGACAAUACAUCUGUCACAAUCAUAUUCCCAUCUCCCGAGGGUAUUCCGAUCAGCGUGCCCUACGGAGGCAGAACAUAUGGAAACGGCGAACAACUUCGUAUCUCUCUGGAUAGAUACGACACUUUCCAGGCCCAAUCUAAGGGCGAUCUCACUGGUACCCGCAUCAUUGCCAGUUCAAAGGUUGCAGUAUUCAGCGGGAACGUCAGAACCAACAUUGGAGCAGGAACCCAAUCACGUGAUCAUUUGGUGGAGCAGAUCCCGCCUGUGACGUCUUGGGGCAAAGCAUUUGUCACAGUACCAAUCCCAGGCAGAACUACUGGAGACGUGUUCCGCAUUGUCGCUUCCAAAGACAACACUCAAGUCGUCCUUACCGUUAAUGGCGGCGGUAGCACAUCUUUUACUUUGAACCGUGGCAAAUAUCACCAGCUACUUGUUAACUCCACCUUUUAUACACACAUUGUCGCUAGCGAGCCCGUGUUGGUUACCCAGUUUGUUUACAGCCAACUGACGUCAACAUCACAAGAAGUGGCUGAUCCUUCUAUGAUCCUGAUUCCUCCAAUGGAACAAUUUGCCGACGAAUACAACUUUGCAACAACUAAGUACUCUGGUGGUGUUGUAGGUGGGGACUACAGACACUAUGUGCUGAUGGCUAUCAAUCAAACAGAAAUUGACGGUCUCCUUCUCGAUGGAAACUCCCUGGUACCCCGGGGCUUACGUUGGACCCAGAUUGGCAACUCGGGUUUGGUCGGCACUGUCUUUGAAGUUCCAGGUGGCGCACACAAUUUACGUCAUCAAUCGGGCAAAGUGUCCUUUAUGGGGCUGCUGUAUGGAACAGCUGACAGAGAAAGCUAUGGAUUCCCAAUUGGCAUGAGGCUGGGUGUAAUACAACCGGAAUGCAAUACUCCUGCCAUGGUACCUGGUGAUGGAAUCGACACAGACUGCGAUGGGGCAGUGGAUGAGGAACAGUGUGAUGGCGUUGAUAAUGAUAACGACGGCCAGAUCGAUGAAGAUUGUGCCGCAGCCCAGGACACAGGUGGCCGGGAGUUCAUAGUUAUGUACCUAGACAACAUAGUCGAAACUCCAAAAGGGUUUGCUCUAGAAUUGUUCGUAACAACUUCAUAUGACGUGCCUGUCAGUGUGAAUGUUUCCACCCCGGCAUGGAAUAGCCCACCCAUGAUGGAGACCUUCACCAUACAACCUAGAGAGGUGCGGCUUGUCAAUGUUUCUCGCAAUCUACGUAUGAGCGGCACUUCUAUGUCCACCAAGGCCGUGUUGGUGCAGGCAGAUAACGAGGUCGUCGUGUACGGUGUCAACAAAGAGCUCUUUUCAAACGAUGCUUUCCUGGCAUUGCCCACCGAUGUCAUUGGUCAAGAAUACUACACUGUUUCGCAUUCACCCCCUGAAACGGCCUGUGUUUUCGGUGUUGCUGGUGUCUAUGACGGGACCGUUGUUACAAUAACUCUACCCUCUCCCUCUGGCACGGCUGUUUCGGUCAACUACAAUGGCGUCGUAUAUGGAAAUGGCAACACUUUUGAGGUGGCUUUGAAUCGUUACGAUACAUUCCAGGUCCAAGAUUCUAACAAAGGUGAUCUAACGGGAACCUAUAUUACUUCAAACCAGCCAGUUGCAGUCUUCAGUGGCAACAUUAGAACCAACGUGGGCGCCGGCACCCGAUCACGUGAUCAUCUUGUGGAGCAGAUGACGCCAGUGCCGUCAUGGGGAACAGAGUUCAUCACAGUGCCCACGCCGAACCGCACUGUUGGGGAUAUAGUCAAAAUCGUCGCUAGCUCUGAUAACACUGUCGUUGAAUUAACCGGGCAACCGCAGAUUGUGCUUAACAAAGGGCAGUAUGCUGAAAGAGUGAUCCCGUCUGUUCUCUACACUCGCAUUGUUGCUAAUAAUCCAAUAUUGGUUGUUCAGAUCGUUUAUAGUCAGUUUUCUUCCACUGAACCGGCAGAUCCCGCCCUAACAAUCAUUCCACCCAUCCAACAGUGGGCUUCAGAGUACAACUUUGCUACUACACAGUACAGUGGGGGUGAAACUGGCGGAGACUAUACUCACUUUUUUCUGCUGGUAAUUCAAAAUACGCAGAGGAAUGGUCUGUUGUUUGACGGACAGCCUCUCAGCAACAUACAGUGGACAAAUGUACCAAACACAGACUAUGUAGGUGCAAACUUUGUGGUAUCUGGAGGGGCCCACAGCAUCCGCCAUGUAGCACGCGAUGUUUCUUUCAUGGGUCUGUUGUAUGGUACCGCAGACCGGGAGAGCUACGGUUUCCCAGUUGGUAUGAAGUUAGCCACAAUCACCCAGCCGUCCACAUCAACUGUCAGUACAACUCCGAGCACAACUCUUGUCACGACAACUACAACGGUCACAACGACCACCACACCUACUUCGACCACGCCAACUACAACCACGCCGACCACGACCACACCCACCACGACCACACCCACCACGACAACUACCUCGGCGACCUCGACAACAGCCAGCACCACAAGGGCUGUUACAUCCACGCCUUCGACAACUAUUGCCUACAGUGCUGGUAGAGAGUUUGUGGUUGUGUUCAUGGAAAACAGUGUGGAAAAUCCAGCGGGUUACGACUUAGAGCUUUUUAUUACCAGUGUAAAUAACGAGGCUGUCCAAGUGAACGUGACCACACCCAUGUUUAACAGUCCGAGCGUGGCCCUCAGUGAGAGGCUGAGCGCCGGAGAGGUUAAGAAGUUUAACAUAAGCAAUGCUCUGAGGAUGACCGGUACAUCAAAAGGCUCGAAAGCAAUACGCAUACAAGCAUCUGGAGACGUAGUUGUCUAUGGCGUCAACAAAGAAUUGUUUUCCAAUGAUGGUUUCCUUGCCCUCCCGCUAAGUACUCUUGGAGGUCUUUACUAUGCCGUUAGUUAUGGACCUCCUGAAAUAGCGACCCAAUUUGCCCUUGCUGCACCAGAAGAUAAUACAGUUGUCACAAUCACUUUCCCAGCAAAUAGUGGUGUCAGCGUCACCUACGAUGGACUUACAUAUACAGGAGGUGAAACUUUGCAGGCGACACUCAAUAGAUAUGAAACCUUCCAAGUACAGAGCACUUCAGGUGAUCUCACGGGUACCCGCGUGUCUUCGAAUAAAAACAUUGUAAUGUUCAGCGGCAACAUCAGAACCAACGUAGGGAGUGGAAUAUCACGCGAUCAUUUGGUUGAACAGUUGCCUCCUGUGACGUCGUGGGGACAAGAAUUCAAUACUAUUCCUAUACCCGGACGCACAAUCGGAGACCAUUUCAGAAUCAUAGCCGGUCGCGACAACACUGUAGUUACAAUUACAGGUCUUCCAACAGUGACAUUAUCUAAAGCUGGGGAUUUUGUUGCACUGAAUAUUUCUUCCGAAAGCUACACCCACAUUGUUGCUAAUAAGCCAAUCCUUGUGGCGCAAAUAGUUAAGAGCCAAGUCAGUGCCACAACGGCUGAGGUGGCAGAUCCCGCCAUGAUCCUAAUCCCACCUGUAGAGCAGUAUGCCACACGUUACCUUUUUGCCACUCCCAAAUACUCGGGUGGCGUAGUAGGGGGAGAUUAUACUAACUACUUCAUGAUCAUGGUAGCAGACAACCAAAAGGACGGUCUUAGAUUAGAUGGCUCCAGUUUGCCAAACCCAACUUGGGUAACAGUACCUGGAACUAGUUACGCUGGCACGGCUGUCAACGUCGGCGAUGGACAGCAUGUGUUAGAACAUGUCACAGGGAAUGUCCCAUUCAUGGGCUUGCUGUAUGGAACUGCAGAUAGAGAAACCUAUGGCUUCCCAGUAGGAAUGUUGUUGGCUAAAUUGCAACCGGCAUGUGAUAAACCGGCACAAACACCAGGCGAUGGUCUGGACAACGACUGCGAUGGAACUAUUGACGAGGAGAAAUGCAACGGCCAAGAUGAGGACGGAGAUGGGCUAAUUGACGAAGAUUGCCAAGGCAUCCAAGAUACUGGAGGCCGUGAGUUCUUGGUUAUGUACAUGGCUAACAUAGUGGAGGCUCCACAAAACUUCCCACUUGAACUUUUCAUUACUACGUCUCACAACGUACCAGUAAAUGUGAACAUCACUACACCGAGAUGGAACAACCCAUCUUUGUCCCUUCAAGCCACCAUCAACCCAAGGGAGGUUCAGAAAUUCAACCUUUCCCAUACACUGCGCAUGGACGGCACCAGCAUGUCCACUAAAGCAGUCCUCAUCGAAUCCGACUUUGAAAUUGUUGUCUACGGUGUGAACAAAGAGCUUUUCUCUGAUGAUGCCUUCCUGGCCAUACCGGUGGAUUCUUUGGGCACCGAUUAUUACACUAUUUCCUAUUCCCCACCAGAGAUUAUGACCGAGUUUGGAAUUGUUGGUAUUUACAACAAUACAGAGGUUACUAUCGUGUUUCCAUCCCCAGCGGAUGUUCCUGUUAGUGUUACGUAUGGUGGUGUUACCUAUAGUAAUGGUCAGACGCUGCGCCUGAAUAUGAACAGGUAUGAUACAUUCCAAGCACAAAGUGCGGGUGAUCUUACAGGUACCAGAAUCCUAUCCAGUCAGAAGGUUGCCGUGUUUAGCGGAAAUGUCAGAACGAACAUCGGUGCUGGCACCAAGUCUCGUGACCAUCUCGUAGAACAGAUCCCUCCAGUGCAAUCUUGGGGAAAAGAAUUUGCUACGGUGCCAAUCCCUGGCAGAACAACUGGAGACAUUUUCAGAAUAGUAGCUUCAAAGGCCAAUACUCAAGUGACCACAACUCGUGGAAACCCAGCAGUCACAGAAACGUUCACUGUGAACAGAGGUGAAUACCUUCAGCUCCGCAUCCCAUCAACUGACUACAUGCACAUCAUGGCUAGUGAGCCAGUUCUCGUUACACAGUUUGUAUACAGCCAAGAGAGUGAAAGUACCCAAGAGGUUGCUGACCCAUCCAUGAUAAUCAUCCCUCCCGUUGAACAGUAUGCUUUCGAAUAUAACUUUGCAACUACAGAAUACAGUGGAGGCGUAACCGGCGGAGAUUACAGACAUUUCUUUAUGCUGGUUGUUGAUAAUGCCAAUAAGGAUGGGUUUACACUGGACGGAGCACCCCUUUCAUCAAACAGAGCCCUGAUAUGGAACCCCAUUGGCAACACCAAUUAUAUGGGAACCGUGUUUGAAGUACCUGGAGGUGCCCAUACAAUGAGACAUACAACUGGCACUGUGUCCUUUAUGGGGUUGUUGUAUGGAACUGCAGACAGAGAGAGCUACGGAUUCCCUAUCGGAAUGAAUCUAGGGUCUAUUCAGCCAACCUGCAAUCAACCAGCCCAAAGACCCGGUGAUGGUAUAGAUAAUGACUGUGAUAAUUUGAUUGAUGAAGAGGAUUGUGAUGGCAUUGACGACGACUCGGAUGGCUUGAUAGAUGAAGAUUGUCAAGGUAUCCAAGAUACUGGAGGCCGUGAGUUCUUGGUUAUGUACAUGGCUAACAUAGUGGAGGCCCCACAAAACUUCCCACUUGAACUCUUCAUUACUACGUCUCACAACGUACCAGUAAACGUAAACAUCACUACACCGAGAUGGAACAACCCAUCUUUGUCCCUUCAAGCCACCAUCAACCCAAGGGAGGUUCAGAAAUUCAACCUUUCACAUACACUGCGCAUGGACGGCACCAGCAUGUCUACUAAAGCAGUCCUAAUCGAAUCCGACUUUGAGGUUGUUGUCUACGGUGUUAACAAAGAGCUUUUCUCCGAUGAUGCCUUCCUGGCCAUACCAGUGGAUUCUUUGGGCACCGAUUAUUACACUAUUUCCUAUUCCCCACCAGAGAUAAUGACAGAGUUUGGAAUCGUUGGUAUUUACAACAAUACAGAGGUGACUAUCGUGUUUCCAUCCCCAGCGGAUACUCCUGUUAGUGUUACGUAUGAUGGCGUUGCCUAUGGUAAUGGUCAGACGCUGCGUCUGAAUAUGAACAGGUAUGAUACAUUCCAAGCACAAAGUGUGGGUGAUCUUACAGGUACCAGAAUCCUAUCCAGUCAGAAGGUUGCCGUGUUCAGCGGAAAUGUCAGAACGAACAUCGGUGCUGGCACCAAGUCUCGUGACCAUCUCGUAGAACAGAUCCCUCCAGUGCAAUCUUGGGGAAAAGAAUUUGCUACGGUGCCAAUCCCUGGCAGAACAACUGGAGACAUUUUCAGAAUAGUAGCUUCAAAGGCCAAUACUCAAGUGACCACAACUCGUGGAAACCCAGCAGUCACAGAAACGUUCACUGUGAACAGAGGUGAAUACCUUCAGCUCCGCAUCCCAUCAACUGACUACAUGCACAUCAUGGCCAGUGAGCCAGUUCUCGUUACACAGUUUGUAUACAGCCAAGAGAGUGAAAGUACCCAGGAGGUUGCUGACCCAUCCAUGAUAAUCAUUCCUCCCGUUGAACAGUAUGCUUUCGAAUAUAACUUUGCAACUACAGAAUACAGUGGAGGCGUAACCGGCGGAGAUUACAGACAUUUCUUUAUGCUGGUUGUUGAUAAUGCCAAUAAGGAUGGGUUUACACUGGACGGAGCACCCCUUUCAUCAAACAGAGCCCUGAUAUGGAACCCCAUUGGCAACACCAAUUAUAUGGGAACCGUGUUUGAAGUACCUGGAGGUGCCCAUACAAUGAGACAUACAACUGGCACUGUGUCCUUUAUGGGGUUGUUGUAUGGAACUGCAGACAGAGAGAGCUACGGAUUCCCCAUCGGAAUGAAUCUAGGGUCUAUUCAGCCAACAUGCAGUCAACCAGCCCAAACACCCGGUGAUGGUAUUGACAAUGACUGUGAUAAUGUGAUUGAUGAAGAGGAAUGCAAUGGCAUUGAUGACGACUCGGAUGGCUUGAUAGAUGAAGAUUGUCAAGGUAUCCAAGAUACUGGAGGCCGUGAGUUCUUGGUUAUGUACAUGGCUAACAUAGUGGAGAACCCUCAAAACUUCCCGCUUGAACUUUUCAUUACCACGUCUCACAACGUACCAGUAAAUGUGAACAUCACUACGCCGAGAUGGAACAACCCAUCUGUGUCAUUUCAAGCCACCAUCAACCCAAGGGAGGUCCAAAAAUUUAACCUCUCACAUACACUGCGCAUGGAUGGCACAAGCAUGUCCACUAAAGCAGUUCUGAUCGAAUCUGACUUUGAGGUUGUUGUGUAUGGUGUGAACAAAGAGCUUUUCUCCGAUGAUGCCUUCCUGGCCAUACCAGUGGAUUCUUUGGGAACCGAUUAUUACACCGUUUCCUAUUCCCCACCAGAGAUUAUGACUGAGUUUGGAAUCGUUGGUAUUUACAACAAUACAGAAGUGACUAUCGAAUUUCCAUCCCCAGCGGAUACUCCUGUUAGUGUUACGUAUGAUGGCGUGACUUAUGGUAAUGGUCAGGCGCUGCGUUUGAAUAUGAACAGAUAUGAUACAUUCCAAGCACAAAGUGUGGGUGAUCUUACAGGUACCAGAAUCAUGUCCAGUCAGAAGGUUGCCGUGUUCAGCGGAAAUGUCAGAACGAACAUCGGUGCUGGCACUAAAUCUCGUGACCAUCUCGUAGAACAGAUCCCUCCAGUGCAAUCUUGGGGAAAAGAAUUUGCCACGGUGCCAAUUCCUGGCAGGACAACCGGAGACAUUUUCAGAAUAGUAGCUUCAAAUGCCAAUACACAAGUGACCACAACUCGUGGAAACCCACCAGUCAAUGAAACUCAAACUAUAAAUAGUGGUGAAUACCUUCAGCUUCGCAUCCCAUCCACUGACUACAUGCACAUCAUGGCUAGUGAGCCUGUUCUCGUUACACAGUUUGUAUACAGCCAAGAGAGUGAAAGUACCCAAGAGGUUGCAGAUCCGUCCAUGGUCAUCAUUCCUCCUGUUGAACAAUAUGCCUUCGAAUAUAACUUUGCCACUACAGAAUACAGUGGAGGCGUAACCGGUGGAGACUACAGACAUUACUUCCUACUUGUAAGUCCAGAGGCGAGUAAAGACGGUUUCCUACUCGAUAAUUCGACAUUAUCAACUGCAAAAGCACUCACCUGGAAUCGAAUAGGGAACAGCAACUACAUGGGAACUGUUUUCGAGGUGGCCGGUGGAGCUCAUACCAUACGACACACUACAGGCACAGUAUCCUUCAUGGGCUUGCUAUACGGAUCUGCAGACAGAGAAAGCUACGCAUUCCCCAUCGGUAUGAGAUUAGCAUCUCUGCUAACAACGAGCACGGUGGCGCCUGGGGUGACAACUACAACGACCACAACAAUAACUCCUCCAACUUCCCUCACAACUACAACACCCACUACUUCAACUGCUACUAAUACUACGCCAUCGUCUACAACCAAAACUACUGCUGCUACAAUUACUUCGGCCUCUACCACCACAACCCCGACUACAACUACUACAGCUCCUACAACUGUCACUUCCACUACUACUCCUACCCCUACCCCUACAACUACCACUGACAUUCUAACCACUGUAACCAGAAUCCCAACUACCACAACCCCGACUACUACUUCACAAACAUCCACCACGAUCGCAAUUAAUACCACAACAGCACCUUUCAUAACAACAGAGAUAACAACGCCGUCAACUACAGCUGCGCCAGUCACUACCUCAACAUUGCCGACUUCAACAACGACGCAGCCAACAACAACGACCACUACUACAGUUUCAACCACCACUACUGCAUCAACUACGACAACAACGACUCAGCCUACCACUACUACCACGACCGUUGCAACCACUACGGCUAUCCCAUCGACGACGACACCGGCCUGUGCAGCACCUGCCAUGGUACCGGGUGAUGGGGUUGAUAACGACUGCGACACCUCGGUAGAUGAAGAAGAAUGCGAUGGAAUCGAUAAUGAUGGUGACGGGAAAGUAGAUGAAGAUUGCAGGGAGUUCCAGGACACAGGUGGUAAAGAAUUCUUCAUUGUCUACAUGGACAAUGUUGUUGAAAACGAGCAAGGCUUUGACUUGGAACUGUUCAUCACGUCAUCCUACAACAUCCCUGUCCAGGUAAACGUCACCUCACCAAAAUGGACACAGCCUUAUGUGUCCAUUUCGGACACCAUUAGCCCUCAGGAGGUGAAGAAGUUCAGCUUCUCCAAGGAUCUGCGCCAGAAAGGAACUGGCAUGUCCACUAAAGCCAUACAUGUCAGUGCAAGCAGUGCCGUGGUCGUUUAUGGUGUCAACAAGGAGCUGUUUUCGGACGACGCUUUCUUAGCUUUGCCUGUAGACACCCUGGGAAGGGAGUAUUACACCGUCUCCUACUCUCCUCCUAAUAUCGCCACUCAGUUUGCUAUAGUUGGCGUGUUCGACGGCACUGAGGUGGUUAUUCGUUUCCCCAAUCCUUCGGGACCCCCUGUCAGUGUUGACUACAAUGGUAAUACAUACACUAAUGGCCAGACUCUCCGUAUGACCAUGAACAAGUAUGACACUUUCCAAGCCCAGAGUGUAGGUGAUUUAUCCGGCACCCGCAUCACCGCCAGCCGCAAGAUAUCCGUGUUCAGUGGGAACGUAAGAGCGAAUAUCGGCGCUGGAACCUCCUCCCGCGAUCAUCUAGUAGAGCAGCUUCCGCCUACCGCCUCCUGGGGCAAGCAUUUCAUCACUGUCCCCACGCCAGGCCGUACGACAGGCGAUGUUUACCGAAUAGUUGCCACCAGACCCAACACCCAAGUCGCCAUUGCUAAUACCACGGCCACCGUUACCUACACGCUGGCUGCAAGCGAUGUCCUAGAGGUGACCAUUCCUUCCACUUCCCACACCAGUGUCACUGCCUCUGAGCCCAUUCUGGUGACCCAAUUCGUGUACAGCCAAUACUCGCCCGAUGAACCAGCCGAUCCAUCUAUGAUAGUGGUACCACCCACAGAACAGUAUGCUUAUGAAUAUAACUUUGCAACGACCACAUACUCUGGGGGAGUCUCCGGCGGCGACUACACCAACUACGUCAUGGUCGUCAUAAAGGAUGCGGACAAAGAUGGCCUGCUCCUGAACGAUGUACCUCUGAAUCAAGCGAGAUCCCUCACGUGGUCCCCCGUGGCAUCCACCGAGUACGUUGCCACCAAUUUUACCGUGCCACAGGGAGCUUACAGACUGCGACACUCCACUGGUGCAGUUACAUUCAUGGGUAUCCUGUUUGGUUCGGCCGACAGAGAAAGUUACGGUUUCCCUAUUGGAAUGAGACUUGCUGCUAUUCAAACUGUGUGCGUUCCCUCCACUAUGACACCUGGUGACGCCGUAGACAACGACUGUGACGGAGCCGCAGACGAGGAAAUCUGUAACAGAAUAGACGACGACAGCGAUGGUUUAAUUGAUGAAGAUUGCUCAGCUGCCCAGGAUACUGGAGGCAAAGAGUUUCUGUUGAUGUACAUGCAAAACACCGUAGAGUUCCCUCAGAAUUUCCCACUGGAACUGUACAUCACGACUUCCUACAAUGUCACCGUCGAUGUGAACGUGACAACGCCCAAGUGGAAUCCGGCCUAUCAAAGCCAAGCCAGUAUAGAUCCACGUACAGUGAAAUUUGUGAACCUCACCCACGACUUACGCAUGUCAGCAACAGGCUACGGUAAUCAAGCUGUGUAUGUUACGGCGACUAACGAAGUGGUUGUUUAUGCGGUGAACAAAGAGCUGUUCUCCAACGAUGGCUUCCUUGCUUUACCCACUGAUGUUUUGGGCACCGAGUAUUUCACUGUGUGUUACGGCCCGCCUGAAAUCGCCUGUCAGUUUGGCAUAGCAGCACUGGAAAACGGGACUGAGGUCACUGUCACCUACGCUUCUACUUCCGACCAAGCUCAGUCUGGCACACCCACAUCGGCAUUAUCACUGAAUCGGUUCGAUACCUAUCAGGCUCAAAGUGUUGGUGAUAUGACUGGCACAUUAAUAUCAUCAAACAAGCCCAUAGCAGUAUUCAGCGGCAAUGUCAGAACAAACGUAGGUGCCGGAACGCGUUCUCGUGACCACUUGGUAGAACAGUUGACACCUGUUCCAUCUUGGGGUAAAAACUUUGGCACCGUGUCCACGCCAGGGCGUACAACUGGGGACGUAUUCAGAUUCGUGGCAGCUACAGAUAACACGGUCGUCCAGGUGACGGGCCUCCCCAGCUUCACGCUUAACCGUGGCCAGUGGGAGGAGCAGGUUAUCCCCUCCACUACCUACGCCCACAUCACUUCAAGCGAGCCGAUCAUGGUGGUGAUGAUUGUGUACAGUCAGUACAGUUCAAGUGAAGUGGCGGAUCCCUCCAUGAUUCUUAUCCCUCCCAUGGAACAGUAUGCUUUCGAGUAUAACUUUGCCACGCCGCAAUACUCCGGCGGCGUGACAGGAGGAGACUACGUUCACUAUUUCUCACUGGUCGUUCGCGAUGCUGACAAGGCCGGCCUAUUGCUUGACGGAAAUGCGCUCAGCAACGUUGUCAGCCUGAGCUGGAAUAGUAUACCGGGCACUGAGUACGUGGGAGUAUCCUUCCAGGUGUCAGGAGGUGCACACAAUAUCAGGCAUUCGAGAGGAGACGUCAGCUUUAUGGGCUUAUUGUAUGGUACGGCAGACAGAGAGAGCUACGGCUUCCCUGUCGGUAUGAGAUUGGCCGUGUCCGAGCCGGCAACACAAGGACCGACUUCUGCCACCGCUGCCACUGCAUCUCCAUCAACCGCUUCGACUACCGAUGUUGUUACACCCACACCUACCACAGCCACAACAACUACCACAGCCACACCUACCACACCCACAACCACUACAACCUCAACUACCACAAUUUCUACAAGUACAGCGACAGCACCGCCAACAACUUCAUCGCCCUCAGGUGCUGUAGGAAUCCAAGGACCGCCUGGCCCCGAAGGACCAAAGGGAUCAAAAGGCGAUGUAGGUCCACAAGGUUUGGUGGGUCCCAAGGGAGAGAAAGGCAUAAAGGGUGCUAUGGGCCCGCAAGGACCUAAGGGUUCUACUGGCCCCACUGGCAGUCAAGGUCCACAGGGUCAGAAGGGAGAACCAGGAGUUCGGGGUCCUAAGGGUGACCGAGGUGUCGAAGGUCCAGCUGGCUCAGCAGGUGCCACCGGGCCUCCUGGGCCUCAGGGUGGAGCUGGUCCAACUGGAGCCAAGGGAGAUAAAGGAGACAAAGGUAACCCAGGUAUUCAAGGUCCGUCAGGUCCCACUGGUGUUGCUGGACAGCAAGGACCAUCAGGAAAUCGGGGACAGAAAGGUGACACCGGACUAAUAGGUGACACAGGAGUCAAGGGGGAUAGAGGCUUACAGGGACCUCCUGGUCCACCUGGCGACCAAGAUAUUGAUGAGUGUCAGCUUGGCAAUCAUGGCUGCGCCCACAACUGUGUGAAUACAUACGGCACCUAUCAUUGUACAUGUAACACAGGGUUCAACCUACAGCCAGAUACAAAAUCUUGCGUUGACAUUGACGAAUGCAGUGGUCCAGGCAACGGUGGCUGCUCCAAUACGUGUCUGAAUAAUGUGAAUGGUGGUUAUAUGUGUACAUGUCCCGCUGGUCUGGUCCUAAGUAAUGAUCAGCAUACUUGUGAAGAUAUAGAUGAAUGCAGCCGCAACCAAAGCACGUGUGAUUCAAGCCAGAUAUGCUUGAAUCUGAUUGGCUCAUACUCGUGUCUGGACGCUCUGAACAUUACUUUUACCGACCUGGGCAACCAGCUCUUGGCCUCAAUGAACGCACUGAGGGCAGUCAAUGUUACAGGAAUUGUAGAAAUGAAAAACAAAUUGGAAGCUGCGACAGUUGAUCUUGAAACCGCCAAGACCGGCUUCCAACAGCAGGUGGCCACGAAUCCUCUCUGCUCGUCUCCGAGCCAGCUGCUCUCCACUACCGUCAUGAUCAUCUUGAUCGUCUGGCUUAUCGUCCUGACUCUUAUCAUGCUUAUCCUCGUGAUCUGCCUCAUGCUGAGGCGGAACAGCAUGCGCAAAGAAGAAAAACUACGGAAAGACUAUUAUAGAGAGUCAAUGUACAAAGCGAACUUUCAGUUCCCAACCAUGUCCUCGCGCUAUGCGUGAAGUUAGUUGAGGAUAUGUCUAUGCAAACACUAGUCUGCUUUUUGCAUCACAACAAGUAGUGUAAAGCACUGGUCAGUUGAAAAAGGAAGUGAAACUUUUCACUGAUAUUUUUAUAUGAAAUCUCGUUUCUUUGCCAAUCAAGGCGACACAUACAUGUAUGUAGUAAAAUCCCACAUUAUUAUAUACACGAGGGGUCAGUAGUUUAUAUGAUAACAUAUUAAUGUUACAUUGUUAUUUUUUAUACAACCAGAACGAUAUUUAUUGUAUGAUGUGAUACGAAUUCAUUCGAGGAAGUGGUCCUCGUGAUAUCAACAUUCCAAGACCCUUCCGUAUCCUUUUAUAAGCGUGGUUGAUCUUCCACUUGCUCUUCAUUUACACAGUAUUUCUAUUAGAUUGUGAUUUAUUGUCAGUCUAGGUUGUUAAAUUGUAGCCAUAUUAAAGUUAUGACAAGAAAAUGACAGUUUAGGGAUGUCAUUGUUAAAGCUACAUGUUUUUGAUUAGAUGAUGUUAUUCUGUUGUACGAACGUUGAACAGCAAUAAACUCAUUUACAAUUUU
This is a messenger RNA of Lingula anatina, 19657 nucleotides long. RefSeq lists its product as uncharacterized. The record is from RefSeq and is a predicted model, not a curated record. Gene Ontology annotation, molecular function: calcium ion binding. NCBI's taxonomy places the organism in Eukaryota, Metazoa, Brachiopoda, Lingulata, Lingulida, Lingulidae.